Vidua macroura (Pin-tailed whydah) is the source of this 7637-nucleotide messenger RNA. RefSeq names its product tumor protein p53 inducible nuclear protein 2 (gene TP53INP2). The transcript has 5 exons. The record is from RefSeq and is a predicted model, not a curated record. Gene Ontology annotation, biological process: autophagosome assembly; positive regulation of DNA-templated transcription. NCBI's taxonomy places the organism in Eukaryota, Metazoa, Chordata, Aves, Passeriformes, Viduidae. Gene Ontology annotation, cellular component: nucleus; autophagosome. Bases 323 to 1255 code for a protein of 310 amino acids.
UUGUGCGGGGGAGCGGCGCGCGCUCGGCAGAACUGCGGGGUCCGCACCGGCACCGGCACAGCACCGGUACCGGCACUACCUCAGCGUCUUCCGCCGCCCGGGACACGCAGGGCCGGCCUUUGCACUGAAGCCAAGUGAAGCACCUCACAAUUGCACUGUACACCACUCAGCUGUGAUUCCUCUGGCAGCCAAACAUCUCUGUCACUGACACCUCGAGGGCUCUUUCUCCCCUCCCUGCCCAUCUCUCCUGUGUCUGUGCCUGGAAGCUGGUGCCCAGCAGUAGCUCUAUCUCCUUGUCCAUCCUGUUGGACUGCUCCCCACCAUGUUUCAGCGUCUCACCAGCCUCUUCUUCAGUGACAGCAACACACCAGAGGGCCUGGAGGAGCCCAAACCCUUUGUCGAGGAAGAGGAGGAGGAGGAUGGCUGGCUCAUAAUUGAUCUUGCAGGAAAAAAUCCAUUGCUGCAGCAAGCCCUGCUGGUGUCCCAGCGCUGUGGCUCAGCCUGUCCAAGCAGAGCCGUUUCCAUGUCGGAGCGGGGGUUCUGGCCGAGGCGCGGCGCGGGCCCGCGGGUAGCGGCGUGCUGGCGAGGAGCCCGGCCCCGACAGUGUGGGGAGCAGCCCCAUGGAGGACCUGCUCAUCGAGCACCCCAGCAUGUCCGUCUACGUCACCAGCACCCUCGAGGUGGAUGGGGAGGGCCCCGAGGACGAUGCUGCAGAGGACGUUGCGGAGCCGCGGCCGGAGCCGCCCGUGGCGCAGCGCGGCCGGGCGCUGGCGGUGAAGGCGGCGGCGCUGGACAAGGCGGGGCAGGCGCAGCGGGCGCAGCGGGCCAAGCAGCUGGCGGAGCGGCAGCGCCUGGCCCAGAAGGCGCUGCAGCGGCAGAACAGGGCCCGGCAGCGCCCGCCCCGCCGUGCCAAGCAGCUCCCGGGGGCCUUCGUCCACCAGCCCAGCCAGCGCCACUGCAACUACUGACCUCGCUCCGCCGCCCAGGGGCUCCCCCCGGCCGGCCCCGGCCCCGGGACCGGCCCUCACGGACACCGGGGACACGGCGGCGGCUUCACUCCACACCCCGCGCCCGCACGCCUGACCCGCACUCCUCAUCUUCCUCCUGUACCCUCACCGUGCCCCUCACCCUCGAUGCCGUCUGGGUCACGAUACCUCGGAGCCGCCGGCAUGGAGGGCCAUGCUACCCCUCCCCGGCUGCCUCGGCAGCCUUCACGCGGGAAAUCAGAAUUCCCCCUGAAAUCACCUCUUCCUGAAAUCCACCUGUUCCUGGUGAAACCUGUUUGUCCUGAUAAGCCUGUGACAUCAGUGCCUUUCCUCACAUCACGACUCCAUGUACAGCCUGGCUGGGAUGUCACAGAGACAUUGUGUGGAAGUGACAAGAGCAAUGAAGCCACAAGAUUUGUGAUUUUUAAGAAAAUCUCAUCAAUGACACUAAAUAAUGCUUCCGCCCUGCAAAACCAGCAAAUAUUCCUCUCCCUCCUUGAUUUCUUAGCUACAUUUUACCAUGAUAACAUAACGCCCCACUGCCAGUCCUGAAGGGGCUUGUGGUUGAAAGCGCUGGUGGAAUCUCCGUGGCUGAGUAAGCCAGGCAGCUCCUGGUGCCUCACGGUGUUUUUUUUUUUUUAAUCAACCUUAAAAUGAAUCUCAGGAAUCAAAGCACCGUCCCAGCGCCGUGCCAGAGCCCUUGCCUACCAUGCCAGGAGGGGUGGCCAGCCUGGGGUGGCAUCACUGUGGCUGGUGGUCCCAUCUGAGCGAGCCCUUUGGUCCUGGAGCCAGUCGCCUGCCCCAGCCACACCUGUAUCCCCAUGGGUACGCCUGUACAUGUGUGUGUAUAUUUCUCUCUGUACCUGUACACUCAGAAGAGCAUUGUAAAGCUGAGGGUUGCUGUCUGCCUGUUGUUAUCCCCAGGAGGGGAGAUGAGGCAGGGGUCUGCACAACUUCCCCGAGGUGGCCAAAGCACGUCCGUGGUGGUGGUGAAGAGAUGCUGAAGAGGAGGCCAGAGGGAAGAGGCUGAAAGUAAGGACAAAGAUGGAUCUGGUAGCUACUGCAAUGGGUUGGGAUGGGGCAGGCCUGAGUGAGAGGAUUGCUGUAACAGGAGCUGUGACAGAGGCAUCUUCUUUCCCCACUAAAAAUGGUAUCCUUUCCCGUGAAGGGCCAAAUUCCACUGCUAGGCAAUGCUAAUUUUUAAUGCCAAUCCCUCCCUCUCUCCAUGAUGGACUCCUUCUGUCUUUGGAAGAACAUGGUCCAGGUUUUUCACUGGCUCCAGCACCAGCUGAGACAGCUUCAAAUCCAGCAGAAAUUUGCUGAUCUGCCCCCAGUUCGCUCCUUUUAGGAACUGGUUUUGCACCCUGUGCCCUGGGAAAGCGUCCUGCUCAUGACCAGAUCACAGCCUGGAUUCCCACCCUCUGAGACAAGAAAUACCCCCACAACACUCCAGAAAAUUCUGAUUUUGCCAGAGGUUCUUCCACUCACCAUGUUGCAUCCCUUAAUAUCAGCUGGGGACCUCAGCUGAAAGAAUUGUGGUGAGCCCAAACUGAGACAGCUGAUAGUUAUUAAUUCUUUUAAUAAGAUUAAAGCCAAAAUGAACCUUCUUAGUCGCAAUAGCCCCUAGCUCCGGGCCAGGGAGCCUGGACCGUUGUAGCCAGCUGCUGCUGCUCACCUGCUGCAUUUCCCCUUCAUUCCACUGCCUCGGCUUUCCCAAAAGCGCAGAGCUGGGCAGCUGCAGAGUGGUGCAUCCCGAGAGGUGGAACUCCGUGCCCUCGCCAUGGCUCUGCCCUCCUCGGGCCUCACCACCUCCUCUGUCCCUCGCCCGACCUGAGACCACACCGAGAUCACCCUGCUGGUGAAGAGACUGAAAUCUCCUGACUCCAGGGGAGCGUUUACAUACUUUGGCUUCCUGGGCUUCACACUCAAUGCCUUUUUUGCCCCUGCAGUGAUGCCUGGGAUGGAGUGGGAGCAGGGCACGUGCAGGGACAGUGGCACAGGUGCUGUGGCAGCAGGCAGGGGCUGAGCCCGGGUGUCUGAUGGGUGCUGCCCUCCCAUCCCCGCUGGAGGCACCACUCUGUGGCCGCUGGCAGCAGCAUUGGAGGAAGCAUUUUCUCCCUGGCCCCAGCACACAUCAAGAUGGGGAGAAGCCAAGCACUGUCCAGCCCCCAGCUUGGUCUCCACUACAAAUUCUCCUGCUGCCAGUUCCUCUGGAGCACUCCAGAAAUCAGAGGCUGGCUGUGACCCCUCUGCCGCCUUGGCAGCUCCCAGAGGAACAGGCUGGGGGAGCAGUAGCCCUGAGGCAGAUCCUGCCAUGUCUCACCUGCCAGGCUCUCCCGUGCCUGCCCAAAUGCUGGAGAUGGUACCCCAGGAGAAAUCGUUAUGGAAAUCCUCCCGUGCACCCUUCUCAUCUGGUGUGAGCCAGCAGCCCUUGGCCGUGUUCCUGGGGGACUUGUCUCAGCCUGGCACUGCCACCAGCACCCAGCCCCCAGCCUCCAGUGCCCAUUUCAAACAGGUGAUCUUCUUCCUCUGUCCUGGUUUUCAGAAGCAAAUUCAAACUCUUUCUGUGCCAGUCUGAGAUGUCUUUCAUCACUCUGUGCCCAGCCAGCACAGGAGAUGAAGCAGAACUAUUACCAUGCUUUAUAUCCAGAGUAUGUUUAUAAAGAAUUAAUAAAUUAUUAAUAAUGUUUUCAUGAAGAAGUUAAUCCAGACCCUGAGCCUCUGGAGGGUCAGCAGAGUGCACAAACCACAGCAAAUGAGCUCCUGCAAGUCCCCUCUGUUGUUUGCACUCUUGCCGUCUAUUAAUACCUAACACUCACCUGCCAACCCUUGCAAGGCGACUGUCACUCCCAGUGUGACCCACCCUCCCUGUGUUCUGGUCAGCCUGUGCUUUGCAGAAGACCUGCAGUGUUCUGCUCCUGCCCAGCACCAAGCACAAGGCCUGGCCUGGUCCCAGGCAUCCUGCCCAGUGCUGCCAGAGCAAGAAAACCCCUUUUGACUGAGGAUUUUUGUCUCCUCAAAUUUAAAACAAAUGAAAGGUGCUUAAAAACUGAGAACUUCCUGUGUGUGCACCCGUUUGCAUGUGUAGAUAUUUCACAGCCCAGUGUGGGUGUUCAGUAGCUUGUUUUGGUUGAAGUUUUUAGGGGUUUGUUGGGGUUUUUUUUUGCACCCAGUAUUUGUGAUGCACUGUGUGGUGCUUCCAAUGGGAAGAUUCUGGUUUGCAGGGAGCUCUUGAGCUUGUCCUGCUGGACAGGUGGGGUGAAUUUUGCUUUCUUUUUUGUACUUGUGUAGGGGGAAACUACAGCAUGGACUCAGGGAGAAACCGAUCUGUUAGGGUCUUUAAAAUGUCUUUUCCCCAGGCUUCUCUGUUAGAAUGUGGGGUUUGGUUCUGGCAUGCUGCAGGGAUGUGGCCUCUGGCAGCACGUGGUGGUGACAGGAGCUGCAGGGUGCUCUGACACUCCUGUGUGAAAAAGAAAUUGUGGCCAUUCGUGAUGGGAUCAUUCCUGGGCUGCAGCCCCUCUGUUUGUUCAUGACCUGAAAAUUCACCUUUACAGGCGAAUGUGGCUGGUCCCUUUUUAGAUUGGCUUGUGAACAACCAAGUAUGGAUUUUCAGCACUGAGCCUCCUAGGGUUUGGGAAGUGCAGCAGGACUGUGUGUUAUGACCUGACCCACCACAGCACUGGGAUCAGGGGACAACCAGGAUGGGGAAGCCAUUGAAAUGAUCACCUGGGGAAAUGGUGAUGCAGGCAACUGAAAGAAAUUUCUGUAUUUCUUUCAAUGAAAGCAUAAAAAGGGGAAGAAUUCCCAGUGGAGAGGCCUGGGCAAAUCCCUGUUCUGUAAAUGCCAGCUUUGCUGGGCAGUGUGUCAGUGCUGGGCUCAGACACCUGAGCUGGCUCCAGCCCCAGCUCAGCUUCCCAGCCCCGUACUGGACUCGCAGGCUUGGGGGCAGCAGGGCACUGGGGCAGGCUGGGACAGUGCUCUCAGCAAUGGCUGGAGCUUGUGAGACCCUUAUAGAGGAAGAAUCUUUCCACCACUGAAGGGCCCGUGGCGCAGGGAUCUUCUCCAAGUAAGAUUUGCCUGGUUCUGCUCUGGCUGCCACAUCCCAGCGUGAGAGAUAUAUCCUCCAAGCGUGGUGGGAUCAGGAGGGACAGCCCUGCUGGAGAAGUGCCACCUUUUGGGCUGCACCAGGGCCCCCAGGCCUCCAAGGCUGUGCUUGCUGCACUGGCCAAACUUUGGCCACGGCACUCUCCGGACCCCUACACCAGCAGCCACAACAAAGUUCUCGCACCGAAUUCUGGCUCUGGCUUGGCACCACAGGGCUGGAGCGAUGCCAAGAGAGUAGGGGCAAAAGUCCUCCUCACCUGUUGCUCUGAAACUUGCACUCACAAAUGCUCUUUCUAAGAAACUCUGCUGCAAAAGCUUGGUCUGGAAGGAAAACGAUUCUUUCCAUGGGAGUCCACGCUUCCUUCUCAUUGUGCAGAACAUAAAUGCAUGGCUCAUCCCAAAGAUCACUGCUGUGGGAAUCUUCUCUCUUUUAAGGGUGUUUCUAAUCAAUAAUUUUACAUUUACAUCAUACUAGUUCUUUUUCCUCUUCUAUUCAGCCUUAACGGGGAGCAAAAUACCCACUUAAAUGUCUUACCACACCAGUAAGAAAAAAAAAAAGAAAAGAUAAAAAAAUACUCCAGUGAGGGUAUAGGCUUGAGUCCCACAGCUUUGCAGUUGCCCCUCUGGAUCAGUAUCAAUUAUAUUGCCCUGCAUAAAGUGGAAAUUAAAGUUAAUGUGAAUUUAUUGAAAAACAAGUGAGUCCCCAAAGAUCAAACAUCUAAUAAUUAGGAAACACUAAGAAGACAUAAGUCACCUCAAGUCAAGAGAAAUGGUUCUCAGCAUAUCUCAGAAGGCAGCACCGAGCCCCACUGCCCUGGGAAUGGCUGCUGGCAGUCCUCGAGUCUUCCCUGAGUCUCUGGGCCAGGAGGCCAUCCAUGUCCAGCUGGUGCCACAGGGACUCUCAAGCCACCAGGGAUUGUCAGCUGCCACCACUCCCAGCCUCCAGUUUGCUGCUCCUCCUUUGCUGCAUGCACUCAGCAAUAGCUGCUGGUGGCAGGAGGGAAGCAUCGGCACCCCAGCAUCCCCCCAGCUUCUCAGAGCUUCCCCCCCAAGCCCUUCUCCACCACUGGACUGUGGUGACCUCCUCAGCACAGCUGCUGGCAGGGACCAGAGCCUGAGGAGGGACAUCCAUGGCACUGGCAGCCCCCACUCCCAGGGGACUGCCACAGGCAGACCUACCAGGGACAGGAAUGGGCCUUAAAAGGGGAUGAUCCCCUCAGGGCUUUUUCUUCUUCAAAGUGAAGCUUCCCACCUCUCAGAUCUGCUCCAUACAAAGUCAGUAACCUCCUCUUGUCCUCAUGGGCUCCAUCCCUGUCCCAUUCCCAUCACUGGAGCAGCUGCCAUAAGUUGCCUGAAUGUGGCUGUAGGAGCUGGAUGCAGCAGUGGGAAGGGCUCUGCCUGCCUGAAGAAUCCCUUCUUAGCUGAGAGGUGUCCUCAGCCCCACUGGAGAUUCCACCUUCUCCUUGCUCAUCUCCAGGAUCCCGGAGCAUUCCCCAGCCAUGGGCUCUGGACAGCUGGACAUGCUUGGCCGGGAGGUCUCCCUGUUCCAUCAGCCUUUCUUUUUGCUUCUUGAAAACGUUUGUCAUUAACUAAACCCAUAACGCUCUCCCUUGGAGGAAUGAGGAUGACGAGGAUGAGCAGCUUUAUUUAACAGCAAAGGUGGCUUUUAUGUGUGAUCAUCUUUUCAGUUCUGUGCAGAGUGGUGACACCCAAGUGUGUCCCCUGUCACUCAUUCUGAGCUGAUACUCCUGGGCUGGCCAGGGGGUUGCUUUUCCAACUCCAUAUUUUUUACAGGGAUGCUGCCCCGUGCUCCAGAGCAUGAAAAGAGCUGCUAAGCUUUCACUAUGUUGCAGCUAAACCUAUGUUGUUGUUUCCUGAAAAUCCUUCUGCCUUCCACUCUGACCCUAUUUCAUUGCAUGGCGGGGGGAAGAUUUUAUUCUCUGCAAAUGGAGGGGAAAACAGCGCAGUAAAUUCUAAGUGUAGCUUAAAAAUGGGUUGCACAGUGGAGCCCAAGGCUCCUCUGCUCUUUCACAUUCACCUCAUGUACCCUUGCUGGGGAGCCGUGAGCAGCUGUGCCCAAGUCUCACUGAAUUCUUAUCCUCAGCAUUGUGCUUCAGGAAGUCUGGGGAUGAGGGAGCAGCACAAGGUGUAGCAGUAAACCAGUGAAAUUUCCUCUUGUGUCAGAACUGUCCUUCUACAGAGCCACUGAGCACUGCAAUAUUCUGUGUGUAUCCAUCCCUGGUACCUGCUUGUGAAACUCUUGCCCACACAUUACCCUCCCCCAAGUGGGACUGACUGACUGUACAUGUGCCUUCACCCUUUUUCAUGGUUUGGCAUCUUUUUUUAACACAAUUACAGAACUUGAAUAAAUCACUGAACUGCAGUUACAAGUCCUAUGCAAGAGGUGACCAGGGAGUCAGUUUUCAGUAUUUCUGUGUUUCUGUGUUGUUUUCAAAGUCACUGUGGGGUUUUUAAGAGAACCCCAACAGAAUGAAUGCCCUAGAAAUAUUUUUUUCCUUUUUUUUUUCUUUUUUUUUCUUUUUUUUU